AUGAGCAAAAGUAGCCAAGACGAUAUCUUCAACUUGGAAGGCGAUAGCAGCAGUGAAACAUCACCAUUGCUGCCUACCACCAAUACAGCUCGAAUAAACACUUUAUUCCAUCGCCAGACUGCCCCCGGCCCACUCUCCUCUCCAUCUCCACAAAAGUCGCCAUCUGGCCCAUCCCCAAAAUCACUUUUACGUCGAGACAGCUCAAACAAUUUGAAUUCGAAUGGAUCUUCUCACAACAGUCUUGCUGGAAACAAGUACGACACGGAUAUUGGAGCCGCAUUCUCCUUUCACAAUGAUUCGCACUAUCUGUCCUCCACUCCAAGAGCUAGUACUAGAUGGACACAGCUCCAACCACCUCCCUCUGGGCCCGUCUUUUUUAGUAAUAACAGCAUCAAUAAUAAUCAGGAUGCACCUAUACGUCAACGAUCUAAAUCUGUCGUGCAAAUGUCAAUGCCAGAGUUACGAUCGGCAACUGACAAGGAGAACAACAACCGUGGUGACGACGACGACGACGAUGAAGAGGAGGAGGACGCUAGGUCGAGGACUUCACCGUCGCCGAUAAGGAUAACAAGUCACAUGCAAUCACCUGCUCAAGAAAGUCAUUAUAGAAGAGGAGACGAUGUAGGGCGAGGUAGUCUAAGUAAGAGUCUACCUAGACAGUCACUACCAAAUAUCGCAUUUUCACCAUCACAACCAACAAGACAUCAACCAUCAUCACCGUCUCUAUUGACACAACUACCUCCACCAGCACAGUCAAUGACGACCAGCGACACAGGCCAUCGUAAUUCGGAGGGGUUUGAGAGCAGUACAGCUGAUGAUGAUGAGAAUGAUGAGGGUGGAGAUGAAGAUUGGUUUAGAAUCAAUGAAAUGGACUUUACUACUAUCCAACAACAUAUAAUGGCAGCUGGUUUACAGACUCCCAGAAAAAAUCCUGUAGCUACAGGUUCGCCCAAACUACGACCAACCACAUUCACUAAAAGGGCUGGUAAUUCUACUCCCCACGAGAAUCUCUUGAGAAAGACGGGCGUUCUCAAAUCGAACUCGUUUGAAGCCCUUGAUUUUGCUAAAUUUGAUCAGCCAAUCUCUGAAAUACUUCGACAGUCUGCUUUUUGGAUUGAUGUUACUCUGCCGACUCAUGAAGAACUGGGUGUACUAUGUAGACUCUUCAACAUACAUCCCCUGACGGAGGAAGACAUUGAGGCCGAUGAAACUCGCGAAAAGUGCGAAGUGUUUCGAAACUACUAUUUCGUGGUGUUUCGGACAUUUGAGCAACACGAGGUUGCGUUCUUGAAGCCUAUUCAGAUGUUUAUAGUCGUGUUUCGAGAAUGCGUUCUCUCUUUUCACCAUCGCCCUGUGCCUCAUACUUUUAAUGUACUCAAAAGGAUUGAACAACUGCGGCCAUAUGGGAUGACUUUAUCUCCAGACUGGAUAUCAUAUGCCAUCAUCGACGACAUAACAGACUCCUUCCAGCCCCUUCUUCGAUACACAGAGCUAGAAGUAGACACCAUAGAUGAUCUAGUAUUGAUUCUCAAAGAAUCUGAACAAUCAGACAUGUUGCAACGAGUUGGUAUGGCUCGAAAGAAUGUGAAUCAGUUGAUGAGAUUGUUGGCUACCAAACCAGAUGUAUUGAAAACCAUCAUCAAGAGAUGUGGUGAGAGGGUUGCGCCUGGUAGUGAGACUGUGCUGUAUCUUGGUGACAUUCAAGAUCAUAUACUCACUAUGCUUCAAAACGUGUUUCAUUAUGAGGCAACAUUGUCACGAUCUCAUUCAAACUAUCUUGCAUCUAUAACAAUUGAACUGACUCAAGCAUCCAACAAGACUAACGAUGUUGUCAUGCGAAUGACGGCUCUAGCCUCAGUGCUAGUUCCGCUCAACGUCAUAACUGGAUUGUGGGGUAUGAACGUUUUGGUACCAGGGCAAGGACAGGAAAGCUUGUACUGGUUUUUUGCCAUUGUUUCAGCAAUGAUUGUAAUUUCAGGAACCUCAUUUUAUCUUGUCAGACGACAUCAUGUAAUAUAA
Messenger RNA from Synchytrium microbalum, 2019 nucleotides. RefSeq lists its product as uncharacterized. Gene Ontology annotation, biological process: intracellular magnesium ion homeostasis; magnesium ion transmembrane transport. Gene Ontology annotation, molecular function: magnesium ion transmembrane transporter activity. Gene Ontology annotation, cellular component: membrane. NCBI's taxonomy places the organism in Eukaryota, Fungi, Chytridiomycota, Chytridiomycetes, Synchytriales, Synchytriaceae. Bases 1 to 2019 code for a protein of 672 amino acids. The transcript has 8 exons. The record is from RefSeq and is a predicted model, not a curated record.